Anisakis simplex (herring worm) is the source of this 1527-nucleotide messenger RNA. The record is from the annotation of a GenBank genome assembly. Lineage: Eukaryota; Metazoa; Nematoda; Chromadorea; Rhabditida; Anisakidae.
AUGCAGAUAUCAUCGAACAGCAUCGCAGAAGAACGCUCAGUGGUGCUCCCUUCUAAGGAUAUGUACGGCUCUCCAAUGACGUCAACUCCUUUUGCUGACCAUCGAUCGAAACGCACAAACUUGCAUGAUCUGAGUCGCGAGUGUGCGUCGAUAUCAGCAAUCGCGGUGCUACCUGAGAGAAUGCCAUCGGCACGUGCACAGUACUCCUCAACUCGUACCGUCGAGAAUAAGAGGGUGGCUUUCCUUGAACCCAAAACGAACAUGAACAGUAUAUCACCAAUCAUUCGCCAGAACACUUUACUUUCAUCAUCAGCUAUCGACCGCGCACUUUCAGAGAGUCGUGUUGUUUCAAUGAACGAUAGUCAGUUGAUUGCUGCAUUGAACAACGCAAGGAAACGAACCGAACAUCUCACCUUCAAAGUACCUGAUCUUAUUGGAUCGAAUUCACAGGGGAAUGCAAUAUCAUCAACUAGGAAUAUUUAUAAACAUCGAGAACGGGUUGGUAUGGAGCCACUGAGAAGUAAUAAUCAGAUCGAGAAUAUACAUCAGUCAAAUGGUGGGAAUAUGUGGAAUGGAGAUGCAGGGGUGCAAGAACGAGAGAAUAUACCGACAGCGGUGGAAGUAAGAGGAAUAGAAUGCGGUGAAUUACAACAAUCUGGCAGUGUGAUGUUGAAACGCAGAGAAGAUUAUUGUCUGCAUGUGACCUUCAAACCGAAUACAGCUGCAUUCUUCAAGAGCGCCAUUUGUAUUGUUGUUCGCAAUGUGGAACGAAUCAGUUAUUCGAUACCAGUGAGAGGUGCUGGUGGAACGGCGAUUUUGAUAUUGCGAGAUCAGGGACAUGAUAUCAGUCGGAUGAAGGACGGCUCUUUCGUUCUGACCACAUCACAUCCUAUCAGUGUUCCAAUCGAAAUCAAAAAUGUUGGUGUGAGGGAUGCGUUCGCAGUGAUAAGUGUUCUCGAUUCAACGACCAAAAAGCGUAUCGAUCGAGUCAACAUAUUGCCUUCUGAUAAGGCUGUUAUUCUUAGAAGACAAAAGAUGAAAUUUGAAAUCAAAAUUGACGAAAAAGAGUUGGAAGAAGCGAGAAACAGAGUAGACACAACAGCAGCUACCUUCGGAUCGACAAGUGCGUUAUGCGGUCGAAGUAAUUACGUGAUUCGAGUUAUAUGGGCUGAGGAGUUAUUGAGAUAUCGACUGAAACGUGCUGAAGAAGAGUUGGGUCGAGAGUGGAAAGUGGAUGAGAUAUCGUUCACGAGAGGCGUGUUCGCAAACGAAGAGAAGGCGAAGCUGGCUACUGCUGCGUGCAGUGCUCCCUACAACGUUGCUGAUCGAGAUACUUUCGAAUGUCAUCUUCGAGUCAUGACUAUUUCGGUGGCUGAUAACAGACGUUUCAUCGUAAGGCAGCAACCUCAACGCCAGACUCAGCACGACGAUGCUCAAGUGGUCGUUCUAGAGCCGGAUGCUACUCUGACAGCACCUGAUGCAACAACGGCCAUCAUUCAAGAUGUCACUCUUGUCCCACACAAAUGA